AAAGGUAAAGGGAGGGGAGAGAGACAGAGAGGAUCUGAGCAAUUGAAUAGCUAUCUUCUUCAUAGUUUAUGCUCACAGUCACGUAUCUAAAUACCGAGUAAUAAUUCUAUAUAAAUACUGGAAUAACAAUUGGAGAGUGAGAGGGAUAUUAGUACUGCUAGUGGCUGCCGAGUAUCUUUCCGGUCAAAGGGUAUAAUUGAUUGAGUUUCAGAAAGAUUUGGGUUUUUUUAAUUGAUAUUUCUCGAUGGGUAAAGGAGGGGAAGAUUAUGGUAAAAAGGAGGAGAACGGUAUCGAAUCACGAAAAAAGGAUGAUGAUACCUUCCCUGCUUGGGCUAAGGAUGUCAAGGAAUGUGAAGAGAAGUACGAAGUAAAUCGUGAAGUUGGGUUGUCGGAUGCGGAUGUUGAGAAGAGGAGAAAGAUCUAUGGGUACAAUGAAUUGGAGAAACAUGAGGGUGUUUCGAUUUUUAAACUGAUAUUGGAUCAAUUUAAUGACACCUUAGUUAGAAUUUUGCUAGCUGCCGCGGUUAUAUCUUUUGUAUUGGCUUGGUAUGAUGGGGAUGAAGGGGGGGAGAUGGAGAUAACUGCGUUCGUGGAGCCGUUGGUGAUUUUCUUGAUCUUGAUUGUCAAUGCGAUUGUUGGGGUCUGGCAGGAAAGUAACGCGGAGAAAGCAUUGGAGGCUUUGAAGGAAAUUCAAUCAGAGCAUGCCACUGUUAUAAGAGAUGCAAAGAAGUUCUCCAGCUUGCCUGCGAAGGAACUUGUCCCGGGGGAUAUUGUGGAGCUGAGAGUGGGUGAUAAGGUGCCUGCAGAUAUGCGGGUUUUGCAUUUGAUUAGCUCCACACUUAGGGUUGAGCAAGGGUCGUUGACAGGAGAGAGUGAGGCGGUGAGCAAGACUGUUAAGCCUGUUGCAGAAAAUACUGAUAUUCAAGGGAAAAAAUGUAUGGUUUUUGCAGGGACAACAGUAGUGAAUGGGAACUGUAUGUGCUUAGUUAUGGCGACCGGAAUGAAUACUGAGAUCGGGAAGGUGCAUUCCCAGAUUCAUGAAGCCGCACAGAAUGAGGAAGAUACCCCAUUGAAGAAAAAAUUAAAUGAGUUUGGAGAAGUUCUAACAGUGUUAAUUGGAAUUGUUUGUGCCGUAGUUUGGCUUAUUAAUGUGAAGUACUUCCUCACUUGGGAAUAUGUUGAUGGUUGGCCAAAGAAUUUUAAAUUCUCAUUUGAGAAGUGCACGUACUACUUUGAGAUUGCUGUCGCACUGGCAGUGGCUGCUAUACCAGAAGGGUUGCCAGCAGUCAUCACUACAUGUUUGGCACUUGGAACUCGAAAGAUGGCUCAAAAGAAUGCACUUGUUAGAAAACUGCCUAGUGUUGAGACUCUUGGUUGCACAACUGUCAUUUGUUCUGAUAAAACUGGUACUCUAACUACUAAUCAGAUGGCCGUAUCAAAGCUUGUGGCUAUGGGUUCUAGGGUUGGCACUCUGAGAGCCUUCAACGUGGAAGGGACUACCUAUAGCCCUUUUGAUGGAAAAAUAGAAGAUUGGCCUGUGGGUCGAAUGGAUUCUAACCUUCAAAUGAUUGCUAAGAUUGCUGCUGUUUGCAAUGAUGCUGACGUGGAGCAAUCUGGGAAUCAUUAUGUUGCUGGUGGAAUGCCCACGGAGGCUGCCUUAAAGGUUAUGGUUGAAAAAAUGGGAUUUCCUGAAGGGCGUCACAAUGAAUCAUCUUUAGGUUGUGGGGAUGUUCUAGCUUGCUGCCAACUUUGGAAUAAAAUGGAGCAGCGGAUUGCAACUCUUGAGUUUGACCGUGAUAGAAAAUCCAUGGGGGUUAUUGUGAAUUCCAUCUCCCACAAAAAAUCAUUGCUAGUGAAGGGUGCAGUAGAGAACUUAUUGGAUAGAAGCACAUCUAUUCAGUUGCUUGACGGCUCUGUUGUAGCAUUGGAUCGGUAUUCCAAGGAUCUUAUCUUACAAAGCCUUCAUGAAAUGUCAACAAGUGCAUUACGUUGUCUAGGUUUUGCAUACAAAGAGGACCUUUCAGAGUUUGAAACAUAUAAUGGUGAUGAAGACCACCCAGCUCAUCAGCUCUUACUUGAGCCGCGUAAUUAUUCUUCAAUUGAGAGCAAUCUCACUUUUGUUGGUUUAGCUGGGCUUAGGGAUCCUCCUCGGAAAGAAGUUCGUCAAGCCAUUGAGGACUGCAGAGCAGCUGGAAUCCGUGUCAUGGUCAUUACAGGAGACAACAAGCAUACAGCAGAAGCCAUUUGUCGUGAAAUAGGUGUUUUUGGACCUUAUGAUGAUAUCAGUUCUCACAGCUUGACUGGCAAAGAGUUUAUGGACCGUCGUGAUAAAAAAACUCAUUUAAGACAUAGUGGAGGGUUGUUGAUCUCCAGGGCUGAACCAAGGCAUAAGCAAGAAAUAGUAAGGUUGCUUAAAGAGGAUGGUGAAGUUGUUGCUAUGACUGGAGAUGGAGUAAAUGAUGCACCUGCCUUAAAGUUGGCUGAUAUUGGCAUAGCAAUGGGUAUUGCUGGGACAGAGGUUGCCAAGGAAGCCUCUGACAUGGUGUUAGCAGAUGAUAAUUUUAGCACUAUUGUUGCUGCUGUCGGCGAAGGCAGGGCCAUUUACAACAACAUGAAGGCUUUUAUCAGGUACAUGAUCUCCUCAAAUAUUGGUGAGGUUGCCUCUAUAUUUUUGACCGCUGCUUUGGGUAUUCCAGAAGGAAUGAUCCCCGUUCAGCUUCUCUGGGUUAAUUUGGUCACUGAUGGGCCUCCAGCAACAGCGUUAGGGUUCAAUCCCCCAGACGGAGAUGUAAUGAAAAAGCCUCCUAGAAGGAGCGAUGACUCCUUAAUUAAUACCUGGAUCUUAUUCCGUUACCUGGUGAUUGGACUCUAUGUUGGGAUUGCAACAGUUGGUGUAUUUAUCAUAUGGUACACACAUCACACAUUCAUGGGUAUUGACCUUAGUGGAGAUGGCCAUAGUCUUGUCACUUACUCUCAGCUCGCAAACUGGGGCCAGUGUGGAUCUUGGAAGGAUUUUUCCGUGUCACCAUUCACAGCUGGGUCGCAAGUGUUCAGCUUCGAUGCAAAUCCAUGUGAAUACUUCCGAUCUGGAAAAAUCAAGGCAUCAACUCUCUCGCUUUCCGUAUUGGUUGCCAUUGAGAUGUUCAAUUCCCUCAACGCCCUCUCUGAGGACUGCAGCCUCUUGAGAAUGCCCCCAUGGGUCAAUCCAUGGCUCCUUUUAGCCAUGUCUAUUUCAUUCGGCUUGCACGCUCUGAUCCUUUACGUACCUUUCCUAGCUCAAGUAUUUGGGAUUGUUCCGCUCAGCUUUAACGAAUGGCUUUUGGUACUGGCUGUGGCUUUCCCGGUCAUUCUAAUCGACGAGGUUCUCAAGUUUGUUGGGAGAUGUACAAGAGGGUUGCGACGGUCUAAUUCAACCAGACAUUCAAAGCACAAGGCAGAGUAAGCGAGCUCUCGGAAAGGAUCGUGGUUGGUUUGAUGGAUCUUCAGUUGGAUUGCUAAUUUUGGCCCAUUACCUUAAACCCUUCACUUUUUAAUACAAUAAGGGUUGGCGUGGACUAAAUUAGGUUUCGAUUAGGCAGAAUUGUAUCGAGUACUUUUUUUAGAACAAUGGAUUAUUCUGGAAUUCAACUUGCAGAUCUUUCAUCUUA
Molecule: messenger RNA, 3647 nt
Organism: Populus nigra (black poplar)
Lineage: Eukaryota; Viridiplantae; Streptophyta; Magnoliopsida; Malpighiales; Salicaceae
Product: calcium-transporting ATPase 4, endoplasmic reticulum-type-like
Exons: 9
Coding region: 245-3442 (1065 amino acids)
Biological process (GO): intracellular calcium ion homeostasis; calcium ion transmembrane transport
Cellular component (GO): membrane
Molecular function (GO): ATP hydrolysis activity; P-type calcium transporter activity; ATP binding
Source: RefSeq, a predicted model, not a curated record